ACUAAAUUGUCACAGUUCCCCCGAACUGCUGAAGACAAUGUAUGCAUUGUUGUUGUUUUUCUCUGUGUGCUGCUGCUGCUGUGUGGUGGGUGUUCUUAGUGGUGAUAUAGAUGAAGUGAAGUCAGAAUCAGUGAUGGAGGGACAUUCUGUUACUCUACACACUGAUGAUAUUGAUAUACAGAGCGCUCAUCUGAUUUUGUGGUUGUUUGGACCUCAAGAGACUCUUGUGAUUAGAAUCAACAGAGCAGUCAAGAGCGUCUCAGUAUAUGAUGAUGUUCAUGAUGGGAUGUUCAGAGACAGACUGCAGGUGGAUGAUCAGACUGGAUCUCUCACCAUCACUAACAUCACGACUCAACACUCUGGACUUUAUCAAAUGACCAUCAGCAGCAAACAGAAGACCUCAUACACAUUCAGUGUUACUGUCUAUACUCAUCUCCCCAUUCCUGACAUCUCCAGUUACUGUCCACAAAACUCAUCAUCAAGCUCAAAAUGUGUGUUGUUGUGUUCAGUGAUGAAUGAGAGACACGUAACGCUCUCCUGGUAUAAUGAAAGUCAUGUACACUCCAGCAUCAGUGUGUCUGAUCUCAACAUCAGACUCUCUCUACCUCUGGAGGUGGAAUAUCAGGAUACAGACACAUACAGAUGUGUCAUCAACAAUCCCAUCACAAACCAGACUCAACAUCUCAACAUCAAUGAUGUCUGUCAGCCGUGUUCAGGCGAGUCACGUUUUUUUUGUUUAUUUCUGAGUUGUUCUGUUUUCAUUACCUGCUUCAACCAUCAACCAGCAGCUCUGGUUUAUGGUUGGACAUCAUCAUAUAAUCAAAGCUCUUGUUCUUGCUUUCUACCGUGUCUCUGUGAUUUCAGACACAUUCUUACAUAUAUCUUAACAAACUUAAACCGCUAAGAUAGGACUAGUUGUAAAGAGUAAAUGACGCAUCAUCAUGUUAGAAUGAUAAUAACCUGUAACGUGCAUAUGUAAGACCGAUCACACGAGCUAUAAAAUGUCCUGUGGUUAACCACUCUGGCGUGACAGGAAAGUAAUGAAGUGCGUCAUAAGUAUAUGAUACACACUUCUUCUUUCGCUGCUUCAGCUUUUUUCUCAUCACAUAGAAGGCUGGCAAGGAAAGGCCAUGAAACAUUAAAGUUUAAAACAUCUCUUCUGUUUCAUGUUAUUUAUUUCCUCAGAGUGUAUGUGCUGUUGUUAUUUUACUGAAGCUGUGAUUCGACUGGUCCUCUCAGCCGUGGUGGGUGUGGCUACCAUCGCUGUUCUGGCAAAUGACAUCAGAUCUACACGGUAAACUUUGCUGUAAUUUCGCGGCAGGUGUGCCACUAACUUACUGUAGAUUUAAGGUACAAGGUGUUUUAAGCAUUCAAUUUUAUAUUUUUCUUUCAUAAAACAAGACUAAAUAUAUUGGGUCACUUUUGUGUUUUGUACAUGUAUUGAAAUUUAUGAAUUUUUCAAUAUUUUUAAAUGUCAAUGUCAUUUUUUGCGGUGUUGAUGUGCUAAUCAAAAAGUCAAAGCGUUUUAAUUUUGAUCAAAGUAAUUGAGAACAGUACUAAUUGAAAAGUAUUUAAGUAUUUAUUUCUACAGAAAGUUACUGGCAAACCUGCUGCAAAAACUACAGCAAAGACUUAGUGUAGCAGAAGAGAGGAACAUAGAAAAAUAUCAAAGACAUUACAAUCAGAUCACUAAUGAAUUGUCUAAAUAUGUCAGCACCCAAGUAACUUGUAAUGCAGAAUGAGAUUUAAAAAAAGACUAUUUUCAAAAGCUUUUAGUUCAUCUGUAAGACAGUAAAAACAGCAAUAAAACAAUAUUCUGUAAUUAAUGUGCGUGUAUUUUUUGCAGUCGUAUGAGAAGCGGCAUGUGAAAAUACUCACUUUAUCAUUUUAUUUGACUUAUCUAAGGGACAGAUUUCCAAUGUUGUGCCUGAAAAAGUUUCAAACAAGGAAGUUUAAAUAGUUAUAACAUCAGUAAUGUGUGUUAUUAUUCAUUACAGGUCCGCCUUCCAUUAACAUUGUUGUGAUCUGUUGUGCAGUUGGAUCUCUGAUGAUUGUGACUACAGUUCUGAUCUUCUGCAUCUGCAGGAAACGAAGAGCGAAUACACAAUAGUGCAUUAACUUUUAGAUUUAUAUUCUUACAGUCAUGCUGAUGUCAGAUUAUUAACAUAACACAUCGUCUUUAGUCUCAUUUCAUACAUAUGACUUUCGUACACUGAUGCACUGAAUCGAUGAUGUUUAAUCAUACAACGUUCAUUUCAAGGGAAAUCUGGUGUGGCUUCAUUAUAGAAGCGGAAAUAAAUGUGGUUUUGUUCUGCUGGUGGACAUGACUGUGUCUAUUGCAGUUGUUGGUGGUCGCAUUCUUGUUUGUAUAGAAGAGAUGUGAACAUUGUGUGUUUUUUCUUCUCCUGUCCAGCUUAUGUUUCACUUUACGUAAAAUGGCUUUACAUUGAAAUAAUGCAAUCUUUUUGACAGAUAAACUGUUCCCUUAAAUCAAAGUGAUAAUACAGUGAGCUUUUACUGCUUUUUAAAGUGAAAUGUUAUGCUGUGCAUGAACGACUGUAUACAUUUCACUGUAAUUCUCAAGAUCUGACCUUGCAUGCUAAUUUUAAUGAAAGUUGUGUCUAUUUUUUAUUAAAUUGCAUGUACAUUUACAUUUGUGACCCUGGACAACAAAACCAGGGGGUUAUUCCACAAUAACAACAGUCACUUCAAUUCACUGAUCUGAUAUAGUGAUACAUGAUAUAGACUGUUGACUUUCACUUAAGACAUAACGGAUGUUUUCAUGUGUUUUUGACAUAAACUUGUAUUUCACAAUGGGCUAACUUACAUAAACGUGCAAAAAGACCGUCAGGGAACUCGGAUAGAACCCAAGCGCAGACAGUCAAAGUCGAACAAAAAGAUUCUUUAUUAAAUAAUAAGCCCGUAAUGGGGCGAAGAGGAACACAAAAGGUAUAAGGUAAUCAGAUGGGGACCAUGGACUUACUAGACCAGGGGGGGCAAUUAUUUUUCCCAGGGGGCCAAAUGAGCAACUGAAAAUAUUUUGGAGGGCCGGGCCAAAAUUCCGAACUCAAUUAUGCAUAAUAAACAUUUUAUUUCCCAAGUUUAGUCUUCUUCAAUUCUUUUUUUUUCAUUCAGUUUGUAAAAUCCAGUCUCUGUUGAGCUUUAACAAGUCCAUCAAAGUCAGGUUGAAUGUCUCAGGUGGAGAUGCGAAGCACAGCUGACAGAUGUUCAUCAGUGAGAGAGGAUCUGUACCUGGAUUUGGUAAACUUCAUAGAACCCAAAACCUUUUAGCACUCUGCCCAGGCUGAGCCGUCUGACAACUGUGUGGUACCUGA
Triplophysa dalaica is the source of this 3335-nucleotide messenger RNA. RefSeq lists its product as uncharacterized. The record is from RefSeq and is a predicted model, not a curated record. Lineage: Eukaryota; Metazoa; Chordata; Actinopteri; Cypriniformes; Nemacheilidae. The transcript is spliced from 3 exons. Bases 38 to 904 code for a protein of 288 amino acids.